CCGGGCGUGUAAAGCCCCCCGGGGCUUACGGGGAGCGAGGUCGCCGCACGCAGGCGACGAACGCGGAGUCGCAGUCGCGGGUCCGACGAGGCGCGACGCGGCGGCAUGGCGACCGAGAAGGAGAAGAACGGCGACGACGACGGCAGAUCGGCGCGUCGCUGGAGGCAGUACCUCGCCGCGGUCGUGGUUAACAUCGCGGGAUUUAUAUCGGGCACAGCCUAUGGGUGGACGGCGCCUAUUCUUCCAGUACUUCAAUCUGAAAACUCUCCAGUGGGAAUACCACCGAUCACAGAAGUCGAUGCAUCAUGGCUAGCGUCUAUAAUCAAUCUGACCCGCAUUGUGGCCACCCCUGCCUUCAUGUAUGUCAAUGAUCGUUAUGGUCGCAAGAUAACAGGCUACGCCAUCGCGGCUUUAAGCAUCCUUAGCUGGGCUAUGAUGCUGUAUGCCAACUCCGUUACCAUGAUAUUCUCUGCCAGGGUCAUCAUCGGGAUCUCGAGCGGAGGCAUCGUCCUCCUGGUGCCGGCGUUCACCAGCGACUUCGCCGAGGAUGACAUCAAAGGACGGCUGGCCGCCAUCUUCGGACUGUCGAUGAACCUGGGCGCGACCUUCUCCUACGCGGCGGGGAACUACGCGUCGUACCCGGUCUACCACGCGUCCUGCCUGCUGGUGCCGGUCCUGUUCGCCGCGUGCUUCUUCCGGCUGCCCGAGUCGCCCUUGUUCCUCAUGACCGCGGGCAGGACGAAGGAGGCCGAGGACUCGCUCCGGUGGUACAGGGCCGGCCAGGACUGCGACCUCGAGCUGGAGCGCGUGCGAGCGAGGGCGAGCGAGGCGCUGGACAAACGGAACAGAAAGGUGGCUCUGUCCGGCGUGUUCGACAAGCCCACACUGAGAGCGCUGCUGAUCACCAUGGGGCUCCUGACCAACAAGCAGCUGGGCGGCGCGACGGUGGUCACCACCUUCACCGUGUCCAUCUUCCAGCAGUCGGGCUCGGCCAUGUCCCCCGGACUGUCGACCGUGGCCAUCGGGCUGCUGCUGGUGUUCGGCACCCUGGCGUCCGCGCUGGUGGUGGAGCGGUUCGGCCGGAGGCCCCUGCUGCUGUACACAGACCUCUUCAUCGGCGCGUGCCUGGCGGCGCUGGGGACCUUCCUGUACCUGAAGGACGCCGGCCGGGUGUCGGGGUCCCUGGGGUGGAUCCCGCUGGCCUGCCUGUCGGGGUACAUCCUGGGGCUGUCUCUGGCCCUGGGGCCCAUGACCUUCACCGUCGCCACGGAGAUGGUGGCCGCCAGCGCCAAGGGCCCCGUGCAGACGGUCUGCAGCGUGUACGGCGCCCUGGUGGCCUUCGCGUCCGCCUUCAGCUACGCGCCGCUCGCGCGCGCCGCCGGUCAGCACGGCGCCUUCUGGCUCUUCUCCGCGGUGUGCCUCGUGGGUUCGGCGGGAGUCUUCCUCACCAUGCCCGAGACCAAGGGCAGGAGCGCAGAGGACGUGGUGGAGCAGCUCAGGGGCGACCGCUACGUCCGCUCCGUGCUGCGGGGUCCGCCGCGCAAGUCGACCAGCGAUGCACGCUCCGUUCCACACGUUCUUUGAGCAGUCCUUCCGAUGGGGGCUUUAUGACAUGUAGUCAGAGACCGGAAUAAUUCGCGGAUUCAUUUCGCGAUAGGCUAAAAUACAAAUAGUUAUAUCUCAGUGCUGCCUCUACUAUUGGCUCACAACUCACCUGGAUGACUCUGGGCCAAUGAUAAACACCCAACCAAAGCUGUAUCGAAUCACAGGCUGCUACGUUGCGACGUCUCACAGGACAGCAGCCAAUGAGUUGGUGACAUUUGACCGAGUGUACGUAGAACUAUGGAGUUCAUCCUACAGGUCAUUGAACCCGCGAAUUUUUCCGGUCCCUGCAUAUAGUUAGAGACUGGAAAAAUUCGCGAGUUCAAUGACCUCCAGGAUAGAUUACACGAUCCUCUGCCUACUUGGGCAAAUGGCGCCCGUUCAUUGGGUACUGAAUUUUGAGGCGUCUCAAGUGGGUAACUUGUGGUUGGAUACUUCUUUGAUUGAUCGUCUCUAAUUGGCCAAGAGUCCUACAUAUUAACAGUGGACCAAUGACAGAAGCAACACAACUGUAUAAUUAUUUGAAUUUUACCAUAACACGAAAUGAACCCGCGAAUUUUUCAGGUCUCUAUAUAUAGUGUAAACUAGCAAUGGCGUACGUCCAAAAAAAAAAACCCUGUUCCAUGUAAGGUGUCACUUUUUUGACAAGUGUUCCAGUGAGCAAUCAGACUUUAACCGCUGGAUUUUCUUAUGGCACUAACAAAAUAACUACCUAUACAUUAUUGCUAGUCGGAAUCUGCGUUUGUUUUGUUUUAUUAUUUCACGUUAUCCAGCUGAAAAAGUCUAAAUCUUCAGUGAAGUACGUUUAUAAAGGGCACAUACUCUCUGGAAUAGAGUGACACAAGAAAAUUUUGAUGGUCGACAGGAAAAAUCACUUAAGUAAAAAAUGUAUGUUACUUUUAUUUCCCUGCUACUCUUUUUGAACGUUUUCUACGAGAAAAUUAGACGUGACUGACUCAUAUGCUUAAUAUCAAUGUCUAUUCAGGCACUUAACUGACUUAUGAGAAAUAAACUAAACACAUACAUUUUUGACAUUUGGUGGUACUGAAAUGAAUAAAACCGUUUGUGUCACCUUUAGAAAGACGCGUUAUUAUUUUAGGAACAUUUGCAGAGUACAUAUAGAAUCACCUAAAUGGUUCGAGAGCUUUUAUCCUUUAUAUUUUUAAGUGUAUUAUGCAUUUGAGUUGCAUAAUUAGACAAUGAAGUGUAAAUUAAAUUGUUUUGUGUUCUUUGUAAUAAUAUGUAAAUAUUUAGUUAUAAUUUGUCAAUUUGUUUGAUUACGAUUACGUGUAAGAUUUUUGUUAUAAAUGAAACCUUUGCUCUUUAUUGUUUUUAUUUUUAAAAAUAUUAUUUAGUAUUUAUUUCGGAUCGUAUCCUAAAAUGAUCUCAAGGUUUAUGUUGUUUAAUCACUGUAAAUAAAACAUAAUACCAAAUAUCUAUUAACAAAAAUAUUAUCAGUAAUCAUGUAAAAACAUCAAACAAACAGUUCAUUAAAUUUUCCAACAAAAAUGUCAUGCAUAACAUAAUGAUAUUGAAAUACAAUUGUAGAAUUUUAUUUUUAGUUUACCUAUGCCAAUACAAGUUUAUUAAAGAUCACGUGUUAAUAAGUACGCGAAUUUAUUUAAAUUGUCGUGUUUAAAGGGGAAGGUUUAAGGAGAUUGAAAAUAAUUUGUAAUCAUAUUUAUUUAUAUCCUACAUAUCUGCAGUCUGCUGAUGGGCUUAGUGAUGUACAGUUCCAGGACGAGAUUUAUUAUUUGGUUUUGCACAUUUAAUGAGAAUUAAAAAUUCACUGUUAAUGGAUUUAUUUAUAGAAUAAAAAAUGUCAGACUCCUUUUGGGGUCAAAAUAAAAAAAGUCUUAUAAAAAUAUUAGAAUAUUGU
Molecule: messenger RNA, 3481 nt
Organism: Bacillus rossius redtenbacheri
Lineage: Eukaryota; Metazoa; Arthropoda; Insecta; Phasmatodea; Bacillidae
Product: facilitated trehalose transporter Tret1-like
Exons: 4
Coding region: 106-1584 (492 amino acids)
Biological process (GO): transmembrane transport
Cellular component (GO): membrane
Molecular function (GO): transmembrane transporter activity
Source: RefSeq, a predicted model, not a curated record